CUGCGCCGCCGCCCCCUGCUCCCGAGACCCGGGCGCCCCGCUCGGCCCGGGCCGCGGCUCCCAUGCGGUUCGGUUCCAAGAUGAUGCCGAUGUUUCUCACCGUGUACCUCAGUGACAGCGAGCAGCACUUCACCGAGGUCCCUGUGACCCCCGAGACGAUGUGCAGAGAUGUGGUGGAUCUGUGCAAAGAGCCCGGCGAGAGCGAGUGCCAUCUGGCCGAAGUGUGGUGUGGCUCUGAACGUCCAGUUGCUGAUAAUGAGCGGAUGUUUGAUGUUCUGCAGAGGUUUGGCAGUCAGAGGAAUGAAGUUCGUUUCUUCCUCCGUCAUGAACGGCCCCCCGGCAGGGACACAGUGAGUGGACCACGGACUCAGGAUCCAAGUUUAAAGAGAAAUGGUGUGAAAGUCCCUGGUGAACAUCGAAGGAAGGAGAACGGGGUUAACAGCCCCAGGAUGGAUCUGACUCUUGCUGAGCUUCAGGAAAUGGCGUCUCGCCAGCAGCAGCAGAUCGAGGCCCAGCAGCAAAUGCUGGCUACAAAGGAACAGCGCUUGAAGUUUUUGAAACAGCAAGAUCAGCGUCAGCAGCAACAAGCUGCUGAGCAGGAGAAGCUCAAGAGGCUGAAGGAGAUGGCUGAGAACCAGGAGGCUAAGCUAAAGAAGGUGCGCGCCCUGAAAGGCCACGUGGAGCAAAAGAGGCUCAGCAACGGCCGACUGGUGGAGGAGAUUGAGCAAAUGAAUAGUUUGUUCCAGCAAAAGCAGAGGGAGCUCGUUCUGGCCGUGUCCAAAGUGGAGGAGCUGACCAGACAGUUGGAGAUGCUCAAGAACGGCAGGAUAGACGGACGUCACGACAGUCGGUCUGCCGCGGCUGAGCUCGACCGACUCUACAAGGAGCUGCAGUUACGAAACAAACUGAAUCAGGAGCAGAAUGCCAAGCUGCAGCAACAGCGUGAGUGUCUGAAUAAGCGCAAUUCAGAGGUGGCGGUCAUGGACAAGCGUGUUAAUGAGCUGCGGGACCGGCUGUGGAAGAAGAAGGCGGCCUUGCAGCAGAAGGAGAGCCUCCCGGUCUCAUCGGAUGGAAACCUGCCUCCGCAAGGGCUGCCGGCACCCAGUCGUGUGGCCGCAGUGGGGCCCUACAUCCAGUCGUCCACGAUGCCCCGCGUCCCCUCGAGGCCUGAACUUCUGGUGAAGCCAGCUCUGCCGGACGGCUCCUUGGCCAUGCAGGCUCCAGAAGGGCCGCUUAAAGUACACACACUGCCCAACAUGCGCUCUGGGCCCGCCUCCCAGGGUCAAGGCUCUAAAAUCCAUCUGCUCGGCCCUGACUGGAGCUCCCCAAGUGCAGACAUUUCUGCGAGCCAAGCCUCCGUGCCUGCGAGCUCAGGGGAUGUCCCGGACCAAGGUGAUGAUGGAGAGGUUCCCCUGAGGGAGAAGGAAAAGAAAGUGCGUCCCUUUUCGAUGUUUGACACAGUGGAUCAGUGUGCCGCCCCGCCCCCCUUUGGGGCUCUGAGGAAGAACCAGAGCAGCGAGGACAUCCUACGGGAUGCUCAGGCUGCAAGUAAAAAUGUGGCUAAAGUGCCGCCUCCUGUUCCGUCAAAACCAAAACAGAUUAACUUGCCUUAUUUUGGGCAAACCACUCAGUCAGCGCCAGACAUGAAGCCGGAUGGAAACCCUCCACAGUUGUCAGCAGGUGUGGCGUCCAUGGGAAGCAAACCAAAAUCAGGGCAGCCACAGAGGGUCGUGGUGUCCCCCGGCGCGCCCUCGGCCAGCCAGGGCCAGGCCUUGUCUGCAGCUGGGAAGCAAGAGAGUCCUCCAGCCGCGGCCGUCCGGCCCUUCACCCCGCAGCCUUCCAAGGACACCCCUCCCCCACCCUUGCGGAAGCCCCAGACCGUGGCCACCAGCUCCAUAUACUCCAUGUACACGCAGCGUCAGGCUCCCGGGAAGAACUUCCAGCAGGCAGUGCAGAGCGCGCUGACCAAGACCCAUUCCAGAGGGCCGCCCUUCUCCACCGUGUACGGCAAGCCUGUGAUCGCGGCCGCCCAGAACCAGCAGCUGCACCUGGAGAACGUGUACUCCAGCAGCCAGAGCCAGCCUGGCAGUCCCGAGCCGGAUGUGGAGCCUGUGGCCUCGGGCCAGGAGAGCCAUGAGAAUGAACGAAUUCCUCGGCCGCUCAGCCCCACCAAACUGCUACCCUUCUUGUCCAACCCCUACCGAAACCAGAGCGACGCCGACCUGGAAGCCCUGCGCAAGAAGCUUUCUAAUGCGCCGAGGCCACUCAAGAAACGGAGCUCGAUCACAGAGCCGGAAGGUCCAAAUGGGCCGAACAUCCAGAAGCUUCUGUACCAGAGGACCACCAUCGCUGCCAUGGAGACCAUCUCUGUUCCCUCGUAUCCGUCCAAGCCGACGCCCGUGGUGGCCGAUUCUGACAGCCCAGUUGAAACCCAGAAUCCAUAUUUACACGUGGAACCCGAGAAGGAGACAGUCUCUCUCAUUACUGAACCAGUGUCCCCAGAGGACGUGGGAAGCGCCAGUUCCGAGAACAGUGACACGGCAGCUCUUUCCCCGGGCCUUGAUUACGUGCCUGAAGGAGUCCCAGACAGCAGCCCCAGUUUCCAGAACAGUGCGGAAGAACCAAGUGCAGAGGCCCCCCAUCCACUGGAAGUGUACCUGGAGGAGUAUCCCCCAUACCCACCCCCACCAUACCCGUCUGGGGAGCCGGAAGGGCCGGGAGAAGACUCGGGCAGCAUGUGUCCACCUGAAAUCACGGGGCAGGUGUCUCUGCCUCCUGGCAAAAGGACAAACUUGCGUAAAACUGGUUCGGAAAGGAUCGCGCAUGGAAUGAGGGUGAAGUUCAACCCCCUCGCUUUACUUCUAGAUUCAUCUUUGGAGGGAGAAUUUGACCUUGUACAGAGAAUUAUUUAUGAGGUUGAUGACCCGAGCCUGCCCAAUGAUGAGGGCAUCACAGCUCUGCACAAUGCUGUGUGUGCGGGCCACACGGAAAUUGUGAAGUUCUUGGUGCAGUUUGGUGUGAAUGUCAAUGCUGCAGACAGUGAUGGAUGGACCCCGCUGCACUGCGCGGCCUCCUGCAACAAUGUGCAGGUGUGUAAGUUCCUGGUGGAGUCCGGAGCCGCCGUGUUCGCCACAACCUACAGUGACCUGCAGACGGCCGCGGACAAGUGUGAGGAGAUGGAGGAGGGCUACACCCAGUGCUCGCAGUUCCUUUACGGAGUUCAGGAGAAAAUGGGCAUCAUGAACAAAGGAGUCCUUUAUGCGCUGUGGGAUUAUGAGCCUCAGAAUGGUGACGAGCUGCCCCUGCGAGACGGGGACUGCAUGACCGUCAUCCGACGGGAGGACGAGGAGGAGACGGAGUGGUGGUGGGCACGUCUGCACGACAAGGAAGGCUAUGUUCCGCGCAACCUGCUGGGGCUGUACCCAAGAAUUAAACCAAGACAAAGGAGCUUGGCCUGAAACUUCACAGAUUUUAGUUUCUGAAGAAUUAAUCUUUGUUAUCACUAAGAAAAAGUAAUGUGAUUGUUUUUGGCAAAAUUUUCACAAGACUGACUUUAAUGACAACGUAACUUGAAAGCAAUGUAGAAUGUCCUCUGGAAGAAAAUGAAGGAUUGGAGAAUUUGCUGUCUGUAGGGGACGUUCAGCACGAUGGACUGCAGCUUAAAAGUAAGCUGGCCACACUGUUGGGGAACGGCGUUCAUGGAGCACUUGGGAAGAUGAACAGUGACUGUCCUGGUUUUCUUGAGAAAUAGGGCCUUGUUUGGGCUCCUGGGAGGUCGGCUUCCUUUCCCACCUGGUUGGUGUUUGUCUGUACCUCCCCUGCCCCCACCAGAAUGGACCAGUGCCAUCAAGGCUCCUCUGCCUCUCCCACCGAUAGACCCCCAGGGGACUCCAUUUCCUUGCGUGGAUGUUGCUGGUGGAGAACUAACCGUUGGUCGGGUGUCCACAAUCCCUGUUUGAUAGGAGUUCUUCAGGACUACACAUAUGUUUGCGAUCCUGGAUCCAAGCUGUGCCACAGCUAAUUAGAUUUAGAACCUUGUUUUUAGGAUGAAUUUGAAUCUAUAUUUAUUGUCUUUUGUAUCUUGGAAAUUGGAAACGUGGCUGUAUAGACUUACCCAUGAUAUUUGUCAAGAUCAUAGCUGACUUUAAAAACAAUUAUAAUAAAAUUAAACUUUUUGACUCUAAA
Enhydra lutris kenyoni (northern sea otter) is the source of this 4185-nucleotide messenger RNA. RefSeq names its product tumor protein p53 binding protein 2. The record is from RefSeq and is a predicted model, not a curated record. Gene Ontology annotation, cellular component: nucleus. Gene Ontology annotation, molecular function: p53 binding. Gene Ontology annotation, biological process: regulation of apoptotic process. Bases 63 to 3458 code for a protein of 1131 amino acids. NCBI's taxonomy places the organism in Eukaryota, Metazoa, Chordata, Mammalia, Carnivora, Mustelidae. The transcript is spliced from 18 exons.